This is a messenger RNA of Drosophila subpulchrella, 5738 nucleotides long. RefSeq names its product rho GTPase-activating protein 190 (gene RhoGAPp190). The transcript has 16 exons. The record is from RefSeq and is a predicted model, not a curated record. NCBI's taxonomy places the organism in Eukaryota, Metazoa, Arthropoda, Insecta, Diptera, Drosophilidae. Bases 156 to 5027 code for a protein of 1623 amino acids. Gene Ontology annotation, biological process: signal transduction. Gene Ontology annotation, molecular function: GTPase activity; GTP binding.
AUCUUGGCAAAUCGUCAUUGGUUGGCAUCGCGAAUACCCGUGUAAAAGUGUCCAGCAAUUGAAUGUUAUCUGUGAAACCCAGCGAAACCCAGGAGAUCCUUGAACAAAAGCUGCCAUUUCCACGUAAACAGAGAUAAAAUCCAAGGUACGUCAAGAUGCGUCAGUUUAACAUCUCGGUCAUUGGACUAUCCGGGACCGAAAAGGACCGCGGCCAGGUGGGCGUGGGCAAGUCAUGCCUGUGCAACAGAUUCAUGCGCCCGAUGGCCGACGACUACUUCAUCGAUCACAUAUCAGUGCUCAGCCAGAGCGACUUCAGUGGCCGGAUCGUGAACAACGACCACUUCCUCUAUUGGGGCGAUGUGCGCAAGACGACGGACGAGGGCGUCGAGUACCAGUUCAACAUCAUCGAGCAGACCGAGUUCAUGGACGACUCCACCUUCCAGGCCUUUAAGGUGGGCAAGAUGGAUCCGUACUCGAAGCGGUGCACCGCCACCAAGGUCUUCUCCGCGGAGAAGCUAAUGUACAUAUGCAAGAAUCAGUUGGGCAUCGAGAAGGAGUACGAGCAGAAGGUGAUGCCCGAUGGCCGGCUCAGUAUCGAUGGCUUUGUGGUCGUCUUCGAUGUGAGUCCGGUGCCCAAUCGCAGUGUGGAGAAGCAGGUGGAGUUUGUGCAGAAUGUUAUCGCCACCAUACUGAAGAACAAGAAGCCCCUGGUGCUGGUGACUACCAAGAACGACGACGCCUACGAGUUGUAUGUCCGCGAGGCGGAGAAGAUUAGCCAGCGGAAGGACUAUAAGAGCACCGUUCAGUUAAUCGAGACAUCGGCCCACGAGAGCAUCAACAUCGAUUUGGCCUUCCUCCUGCUCGCCCAGAUGAUCGACAAGGUUAAGAACCGGGUCAAGAUCAUCUCUUACCAGGAGUCAGCCAAAUCACGCAAGGAGCUCCUGGACACACGAUCCGAGGCGGUGACGCGACUGAUUCGCAACCAGAUCACCGACUAUCAUGUCCUGUGGUCGCAGGGCUCCAAGAUGCUGUCGCAGUACCGCGAGUGGAACGAGUUCCUCAACAUAUUUGGCCACGAGGCCGGCCAGAAGCUCUUCCGGCGGCACAUGAAGAAGCUGCGCGACGAUCAUCUCAACAAGAAGCUACAUCAGUAUUUGGACAAGUUCGCAUUGGCCCUGGAGUACCUGCUGCCGGACAUUGGGGCCCUGAAUAUCAGCGAUGACGAUGCGUGGGAGUGCGCCAGGAAUUAUCUGCAGAAUCACAUCGAGUUCGAGCAGUACUUCUUCGAGUGCCCGCAGGCCUCGUGGACGGAGCUGGUGGACAUGGACGAGGCGGAGGACGAGGCCCGCAUUCCGUUCGAUGUGCUGGAGACUUCCGAGGCAGAGACCGUCUUCCGUAACUACUUGAACUCGGUGCAGCAGGACAAGAAGAAGAUUGGAUGGAAGCAGCAGUUCAAAAUGCUGCUGGAGGAGUCUGGUUUUGUGACGCCCGGCAAGCAGCUGUCCGAGGUGCGAGUCCUCUUCAUGGGCCGCGAAUGCUUCGAGGCACUCUCGGAGCACGACUGCCAGCAGAUCUACGAUAUCCACCAGGACGACAUUAUCGAGAAGAGCAAGCAGAACUUUGUGGAGCUUCUGCUGGAGCACGCUCAAUACUUUCUGCAGUUCAAGAACGUGGACAACAUCACGCAAGAGGAUGUCCGCCAGAUCACCGAUGUCAUCCAGGAGGAUUCGCGCUACAAGAUGCUCGAUCGCUUGGACCAGGAGCGUCGCCUGAUGCUCGUCCAGCACCUGCGCUUCAUACACUGCCCCAUCCGCGACCACUGCCCCUUUUUCUACAACUGUGUGGACAGCCUGAUCGAGGAGGUACUGUCCGACAAGUCGGCCGGUAACCACAAGACGCCCAGCGGCGGUGGUUGGAAGAGUUCCGGCAGCGGCAGUGACCGCACGCUCAAUCUGCUGAUCGUGGGCUCCGAGCACCUGGCCAGCGAUCUCCUCAACGACAUCCGCAUCUGCACCGGCAGCAAGGGCGAGUACAUCUACGAGAACCAGACGUACUAUCUCAACUACCGAAUUGCCAACGGCGACAUGGAGGCCUUCAAGGCCAUCGAUGUCUACUCGAGUGGCCUGAUUUGCGUAUACUCCAACCAGCAAUCUUUUGAGACGCUCAAGGACAACUUGGAGCGCACGCUGCUCUGCAACCUGGAGCUGGAGGACAAGUUCGAGAACCUGCCCAUUGUGCUGGUCUACCAGCCGCAGGAUCUCAAGGAGAACGAGGUGGAGUACUUGCGCAACGAGGGCAUGCGCCUGUCGGAGAUGCUGCACUGCGACUUCAUCGACCAUACGCAGAACCACCAGAAGUACGUGUACGACAUACUCAACAUCGUCAUCCUGUCGCUGAAGCUGACCGAGAUGAAGAGCUACGAGCCAUAUCCCUCCAACCACACGGACCUGCGCAUCCUGUGCUGCAUCUUCUGUGGCGAUCAGUACGACAUCGAGAACAUUGUGCAGCCGCUGGUGGCGGAAUCGACGCUGGUCAAGGCCAGCGAGCACUCCAUCAUUGUCGACGUCUUCAUUGGCGAUGCCAAGCGGCGGGUGGAGUUUAUCCUGUCUUCAUAUCACGGCACUAGCCAGUACCGCGAUGAGCUGAUCCAUGGCUAUAUUUACUUUUACUCCGCCAAGCGUCGAUCUUCGUUGGCAAAUCUUAGCAUCCUGGCAGCCCAGAAUGCCAACAUUCCAUUGCAGAUUAUCGCGGUGACCGAGAGCGGGGGCGUAAAUGCCUUCUUCAACAGCGAUAUUUGCCAGUUUCUGAUCACCGAGGGCAAUGCGGUGGCCGAUCGCUUCAAGGGCAGCUUUAUGACCUUCUCGGCGGAUCAGUAUGUCAAGUUUGCGUUCUAUAAUCCAUUCCUGAAGACGGCCUGGGACAACAAGUACGAGGUGGAGAACCUGCAUGUGGAGGAGUCAAUUACUUUGGAUUCGGGCGAGGGCACGCUGGAGAACUCUGUUAACCAGAUGCCACGCCCGCCGCCGCGCCACGAGAGCUACAUGCUGUCCAAUACGCUGGGAACCGACGGUUCCGGCAGUGAGAACUACGAAAUGGCUCCUACCCGAUCUCUCAACUCAUUAAAUGAAGAAAGAGAUAUAUCAUUAGAUGAAAUCUACGAUGACAACGAAAAGCCCAAGCACCUGCAUCAAAGAUUCCAGAUAUUCCCUCCUCCAACAACUCCUCCAGAGCCAGCCCCUCCAGAUCAUCAGCUCAUUACAUGCACAUAUAAGAGUCAAUUCGUUUCGGCUUCAGAAUCAAGUUUGGAAGAAAUAACAUCGGAUGUCAGCGGGUCCAAGGAUUCACUAGCCACCCAUGAUGCAGAGUGGCUGGAGGAUAAGAGCGACGGGCGGCGGAACAUGAACAAGAACUCGAUUUGGAACAACUUCAGCGGAUCGACACAUGCCUACACCACCGGUCGCCGGCACAUCGACUCCAAUCUGAACAAGAUCCGCCCGAAGGGACCCAGCCAAACGCUGAAGGUGGGCGAGGCGCCCAGUCGCAAUUGCCCGGCCAUGAGCUCCUCCACCUUCACCCUGCCCACCCAGCAGCCGGGCAAGCUCAACAUGAAGAACUUCCAGCUGGUCAGCGAUGCGGUGGCCAAGAUGAAUUUCACCGGCUCCGGUUCGGGCUCGGGCUCCGGCUCGGGAUCGGGCAGCACUGGGCUGGGCCUGGGCCUGGGCACCGGUGGCAGCGGCAGCAUGGGCGACUCGUAUCUGGAGCCCUGCGACAAGGACGGCAAGCGCUAUGACCAUGCCCAGUUGGAUGGCGAGGACGAGGACUCCGAGGAGCUGGCCGAGUACGAGCAGAUCUACGAGAACGAAGACUGCACCGAAUCCGACAGCUGUGCCAGUUCCACGGAGCGACGGGUGCGCCAGCAGAAUGCCUACUACAAGGCCAGCAAGAAGCCGGUGGCCGCCAAGAAGCAGAAGAAGAAGAAGGUGGCCAUCCCGGUGCAGACGCCGCGGGUUCCUCCGUUCGGCUCCUAUGUGAGUCCGCCGGAGAUUCCGCUGCACUACCAGCGCAUGGUCGUUGGCGGCGGCGGGCCAGGUGAGAAAAAGAAACCUGAACCUUGCGUUCCCGAUUUCAUGAAGAGCGACAAGUCGCCGGAGCAGUAUUCCAUGGUGCCGGAACUGGCGGCUGCCGGCAUCUUUGGCACGGAGAACUUGCCCGAAUACAACGCCAAGUGCUUGAAGGAGUACGAAAAGAUGGAGAAGCUGGAGAAGCGGCGCCUCAAGGAGGAGACGGCCCGGCUGCGCAAGCUCCAGGAGAAGGAGAAGGAGCAGGAGAAGAAGCUCAAGCGCAAACUCAAGCAGAAUUCCAAGGGCCUGGUUGAGUCGGCGGAGGCGCAGUUUGGCAAGCUGAUGAUUAGCUCUGAGCAGGGCGAGAUCCCCAUCUUCCUCAACAAGUGUGUGGAGUUCAUCGAGAAGGAGGGCCUGGAUUCCGAGGGCAUCUACAGGGUGCCGGGUAGCAGGGCGCACGUGGACAUGCUGUUCCAGCGAUUCGAAGAGGAUACCAAAACUGAGAUCGAUGCGCUGGACAUUCCCGUCAACGCAGUGGCCACCGCACUGAAGGACUUCUUCUCCAAGCGCCUGCCGCCGCUGUUCAGCAAGGACAUUAUCAAGGAGCUGGAGGAGAUUGCCGGUUCCCGCGGAGUGGGCAACUCCAAGCUGAAUGUGGAGGUCAAAACGGACCGGAGUUGUCGCUUGAUAGCUUUAAAAUCGCUGCUCCAAAAGCUGCCGCCCAUCAAUUUUGCCAUACUCAAAUACAUAUUCCAGCACUUUGUGCACGUCUCGGACAACUCGAAGCUAAACAGCAUGGACAGCAAGAACCUGGCCAUCUGCUGGUGGCCCACACUCAUUCCCAUCGACUUCACCGACAUGGGCCACUUCGAGCAGCUGCGUCCGUAUCUGGAGGACAUUGUCCAGACCAUGAUCGACCAGUUCCCGUAUCUGUUCUGCGGCAAGGACGCCUUUGUCAUGGUCUAGGCCUAGAUCCCCGCCAGGCCAUGGCCAUGGCAGCAUUGGACUUUCACUUGACCGCCGGACGCGAAGCCAAAACGAGAUAGUUAGAUUCAAUGUGCGUUGUGUGUAUGAAUGUGGGCGCCAGUGUGCCAUGUGUGCUUUGUGUUUUUUGGGUGUUGAUCUAAGGAGCAUAUUAGUAAUAGCCAUAGGAAGGAGAAAGGAGAAAGGAGGAGGAGAAAGGAGGAAGGAGGCAGGAGGCGUUAGCAGGAGGCAGCCCAUCGAUCGAUCGAUUCAUUCAAAUGAGGAUCAGCAGCCAGGCAUAUACAUAUUUAUAAUAGUAUAUAAUAUACUUGGGUCUAUUGUGUGCAGUGUGUGAGAUUCGUGAUUCGUGAUUGUGUGUGCGAGCGAGCGAGAGAACAGAACUUGGCUAAGUAGGGUAUAUUUAUUUUUUAUAUAUACAAUAUAUAUUUUGUAUCGAUGGCUUUGUUGUGUUUCCGUGAUAUAUGUAAACGCGUCAAGUAUUUUCUCUGUGUGGUGCGUCCUUUGUCGUUGAAUCCAUUGAGUGAGACCUCCCCUCGCCGCCCCCCACACCCCGCCCUUUUGGUCGCCCCUUGACCCCCCAUUGACCCCACCCCCAAACACCCUCCCCCCCUAACGAAAAGGGGCGGGGCGGGGGCGCCAACGACAACGCACAAAAAACAAAACAAAAAAAAAAAAAACAAAAAGCAAAACCAA